UGUUUUAUAGAAGGAAUAAAUUUUGUACUUCGUAGUGGUGAAAAUGGUUCAAAAUUGAAUUAUUUGGGUGUGAUCACGAAUUUUUAAAAUAUGUUUGAUAAUUUCAAUUAAUAACGAAUGCAGUGAAUAGUACAAACCAUCAUCUUCGACACAACGUUAGGAAUAACAAAUUUGAUAGUAUGUCUGAUGCUGGCUCUAGCGGAUCCGGACGCCGUGGAACGACAGUUACCGAAGGCGCAAAAAACGAAACAAAAGAAUCCAAACCCAACGCCAAGAUGUCCAAAUCUAUCAAUGCUUCUUCUAAGCGGAUACAAAGAGAAUUGGCCGAAAUCACUCUAGAUCCUCCGCCGAACUGCAGCGCUGGACCGAAAGGCGAUAAUCUCUACGAAUGGGUGUCAACAAUAUUAGGACCUCCCGGAUCAGUAUACGAGGGUGGCAUUUUCUUUCUCGAUAUUCAUUUCACUCCUGAAUAUCCUUUCAAACCACCUAAAGUGACUUUCAGAACAAGGAUUUAUCACUGCAAUAUCAAUUCUCAAGGUGUCAUUUGCUUGGACAUUUUGAAGGAUAAUUGGUCUCCAGCGUUAACUAUUUCCAAAGUUUUAUUAUCCAUAUGUUCCUUGUUGACAGAUUGCAAUCCUGCGGACCCUUUGGUAGGAAGUAUAGCGACUCAGUACUUACAGAAUAGAGAAGAACAUGAUAGAAUUGCCCGUUUAUGGACCAAACGUUAUGCUACCUGAUUGCAAAGCGACGAAAAAUAAUUUCUUUUCUCAAUUUUUAUUAAAUACUUUAUCAAUCGUAGGUUAUAGAAAAAUUUUAUGUUUAUUUUAUGUUAUUUGUGAUAACUGUUGUAAGACUGAGGACAUCAGAAAAAUUUCUUGAAAUUGCUGGCAUUUUUGAUCCUCUAAUUGCCGAGAAGAAAUUUUUAGACAAUUCAGGUUCCUAAUUUUACAAAUACUUGCAUUAUCUUGAAAUCGAAUAUUAUUUUUCAUUUUUGCUUUGUUGUCUCGGAGAAUACAAUGGCUGACUGAUGUAUUCGUUAUCAACGAUUUUUACUAAAAUUGUGUAUUUUAUUAUUCGAAAAUUAUUCGGCAGUGUUCUUGAUGAACUUUUACUUUUUAAAGAAGUAUAAACGAAAUUUUCGUAACAAAAUUGGAAUGUAAUGUAAUCUGAUGGGAACAGUAUAACCAGUUUGCGCAUUCGUUAAUUAUGAUUUAUGAAUUUAGUUAGUGUGUUUAUUUUUUUGCUUAUUUUAAAAUAAACACAUAUCAUUUUCAUUGUAUUACGUAUGAAUGUUGUGUAUUGUGUUGGAAAUCAAUUUCCGAAAUUGUAGCGCGUAUCAUCUGGAAACCAAUUUCAAGCGAAAUAAAUCCUACGAUCUGUAAGCGAUUUUGUACAAGUGAUUUGCUUGUUAAUUAAUUAUUAUUAUUAUUUAUUAUAAUUAUUUUCUUUUUUUCUCUUCUUUUAAAGUACGUCAUUCUUUGUAAAAUACGCUAUUUUCAGUUUCCUUUUAAUUGCUUUUGCGACGAGUUGUAAUUUUAACUAGAUGUAUUUUUCGGGAAUGUGCUGGCUAUGUGUUUAUAUUGCUGUAAAUUACACUUUUCCGUAAA
Messenger RNA from Planococcus citri (citrus mealybug), 1607 nucleotides. RefSeq names its product ubiquitin conjugating enzyme 2 (gene Ubc2). Gene Ontology annotation, molecular function: ubiquitin conjugating enzyme activity. The coding region runs from base 180 to 737 and encodes 185 amino acids. The transcript has 6 exons. Gene Ontology annotation, biological process: protein polyubiquitination. The record is from RefSeq and is a predicted model, not a curated record. NCBI's taxonomy places the organism in Eukaryota, Metazoa, Arthropoda, Insecta, Hemiptera, Pseudococcidae. Gene Ontology annotation, cellular component: nucleus.